AUGCCUAGGCUUUCACCAGACAACCAAGAAGACCUCCAGAAACAUUUCUCCAGACCAUCUAUGCGGAUAGAAUUUCUGCUCCCGCCCAGGGCUGAGGAAUAUAAUGCGAACGUUCAUCAAACCAUGGAAAAUGAAGGAGGCACCAUGGCCAGGCACAAUGUCAAGCUCCCAGGCUCGCCCGCUGCCCCGAAGCUGCUCGGCCUCCUCUCCGGUACGCUCUCCGGCCUCGCGCGCUUCUUUGCUCACCUUCUCCAGCGACCCCUUCCUGGGGCUCCCCUGCGGCGCCCGGACUUCUCCCUUCUGCUCCCCGUCCUGCCAGCUGCUGGGCUCGCGCCGCGGCCGGAGGAGCGGCCGGGCCGCCUCUCGCUCCUGCUCAGGGCAGCUCUGGCACUGCCCGGCCGACCCCCAGGGGGACGCCUGCCCCGGGAAGAGGACGCCGGCGCCGGGCAGAGCCCGCCCAGGCCCCCGAUGGGAUCAGAACGCGUGGAGAUGCGAAAGCGGCAGGUGUGCGCCGCCCAGGGGCCCGCAGCCUCCGCCCCAGGCCCGCGCGGAGUGGGGAACCGGGGGCCCAACGCUUGCUGCUUCUGCUGGUGCUGCUGUUGUAGCUGUUCUUGUCUCACUGUUAGAAACCAAGAGGAACAGAGACUCAGGAGUGCUUCCUAUGAACUCAGAACAGAGGACCUUCCCAUCUGUGAAGAAAGCCCGGGUCCCAGCCUGGAGGAGGCCAGCGCCUGGGCCCAGUCCUUCGACAAACUCAUGCUCACGCCUGCGGGAAGGAACGCAUUCCGGGAGUUUCUCCGAACGGAGUUCAGUGAGGAAAACAUGCUCUUCUGGAUGGCGUGUGAGGAACUGAAAAAAGAAGCUAAUAAAACCAUGAUUGAAGAGAAAGCAAGAAUAAUAUAUGAAGACUACGUUUCUAUUCUUUCUCCUAAAGAGGUCAGCCUGGACUCCCGCGUGAGGGAGACCAUCAACAGAAGCAUGGCCGAGCCGUCCCCGCACAUCUUUGAUGACGCCCAGCUGCAGAUCUACACCUUGAUGCACAGGGACUCGUACCCCCGGUUCAUGAACUCUGCUCUCUACAAAGACCUGCUUCACUCCCUAUCUGAGAAAGCAGUGGAGGCCUAG
Molecule: messenger RNA, 1125 nt
Organism: Lipotes vexillifer (Yangtze River dolphin)
Lineage: Eukaryota; Metazoa; Chordata; Mammalia; Artiodactyla; Lipotidae
Gene: RGS20
Product: regulator of G protein signaling 20
Source: RefSeq, a predicted model, not a curated record